This is a messenger RNA of Sinocyclocheilus anshuiensis, 2068 nucleotides long. RefSeq names its product potassium inwardly rectifying channel subfamily J member 9 (gene kcnj9). The record is from RefSeq and is a predicted model, not a curated record. Gene Ontology annotation, cellular component: plasma membrane. The coding region runs from base 512 to 2020 and encodes 502 amino acids. The transcript has 8 exons. Gene Ontology annotation, biological process: regulation of monoatomic ion transmembrane transport; potassium ion import across plasma membrane. NCBI's taxonomy places the organism in Eukaryota, Metazoa, Chordata, Actinopteri, Cypriniformes, Cyprinidae. Gene Ontology annotation, molecular function: G-protein activated inward rectifier potassium channel activity.
AGAGCCGGUGAAUCACGCCGCUUCGCUUCGCUCUCCAAUCUCUCAUCCAUCCUGACAGUCAGAUCGCCUCCAUUUUAAUCAGGAGACUCUCCGCGGUGGAAAGAGAUUGCGUUUCGAUUAAUAUUUCACAAGGUCCUUUUCGCUCCGAGUGGAUUGGCUGGCUCUCUUUUGUUUCCUGGAGGUGAAAUGAUGCUGAAGUGAUGCUGCGUCGCUGUUCCCACCCGCUGUAGACCAACAUCACCAACAACAUCAUCAUCAUCAUCCUCAUCAUCAUCGCCGGUAUGAGUCUGAUCGAAGAGCCCAACAUGAGAGAUUUGGACUAACAAACCCGCAGGGCUGUUGAAGAUCUCAAGUGUUUAAAACGCUGAAGUUAACGUGCUGGAGAACGCCUCAGUGGCAGAAAUCAAACAAAGGCACAAAUGAAACACUGCAACUGAGAAUAAGGCACUGAGAAACAUUGUUACCACACACAAAUUCACUUAUUACUUACACACACACACACACACACACAAUGGCACUGGACAACACCGGCUUCUCCUCGUGCCCUGAAUCCCUGUCCCUCCCAGUUCCAGAGAAAGGGGAGGAGCCUGUGGAGGAGGCCCCAAAGGAUGCUCCGCCCACGGAUGUUCAGAACACAUUUGAGGAGCUGGGGCACGUCGUAACCACGGAGACAGCCCCGCCCACACAGCCACCGACCAAUAACAGCAUGUCCUUCCAGGCCAAGAUGGCUGCGAGGGAGGCACAAGCCAGUCAGCCCAGGAAGAAACUUCAGGGGGCGGGGCAAGAGAGGGGCAGGUUUGGAUGGGGGCGCAGCAGGCGUAAGAGGCAGCGCUAUGUGGAGAAGAACGGCCGCUGUAAUGUGCAGCACGGUAACAUGCGCAAGACGUACCGAUACCUGACGGAUAUCUUCACCACUCUGGUGGAUCUGAACUGGCGCUGCUCUCUGCUGGUCUUUGUCAUGGCGUAUGCAGUCACCUGGCUCUUCUUUGGAGCAAUAUGGUACCUCAUUGCAUACUGCAGGGGGGAUCUGGAUCAUUUGGAGGACGAGGCGUGGACUCCAUGUGUGAAUAAUGUUAAUGGAUUCAUCUCUGCGUUUCUUUUCUCCAUUGAAACGGAGACAACCAUUGGCUACGGUCACCGUGUCAUCACUGACCAGUGUCCAGUGGGCACCAUGUUACUCCUACUACAGGCCAUACUGGGAUCUAUGGUCAAUGCAUUCAUGGUUGGUUGCAUGUUUGUGAAGAUCUCCCAGCCGAAUAAGCGUGCCGAGACAUUGGUGUUCUCUCGUAAUGCUGUCAUCUCAUUGCGGGAUGACAUGCUCUGUUUGAUGUUUCGUGUCGGGGACUUGAGAUCCUCCCACAUUGUGGGCGCCAACAUGAGAGCCAAACUUAUUAAAUCCAAACAGACCCAGGAGGGUGAGUUUAUUCCGCUGGAUCAGACGGAUAUCAGUGUGGGUUUCGAGACGGGGGACGAUCGUCUCUUCCUGGUGUCUCCGUUGGUGAUCUCUCACGAGAUCGAUGUCCGCUCUCCGUUCUGGGACAUGUCACAAGGUCAGCUGGAGAAAGAGGACUUUGAGAUUGUGGUCAUCUUGGAGGGGAUGGUAGAAGCUACAGGAAUGACCUGUCAGGCGCGGAGCUCUUACCUGGCUGAAGAACUGUUAUGGGGUCACAGGUUUAGUCCCAUGAUGUCUCUGGCCGAGGGAUUUUUUGACGUGGAUUAUGGGGCUUUUCACCACACAUUUGAGGUGAACACGCCCUCCUGUUCUGCGAGAGAGCUGGCAUUGGCUACCGCCCGUUUGGACGCUCAUCUCUAUUGGUCGAUUUCCAGUCGGCUUGAUGAAGAGAAAUGGGAGGGGCCUAAUCUGACUGAGCAAACGGGGAAGUCCACCGAUUCAGAAUCUGUCAGGGAGGGAGACGGGCCAACAUUUACUGUGGGCGGAGUUACAAAUACCCAGGACCAAUCGGUUGUGGGAGAGCAGAACGGCAGUGUGACCACUGACCAAUCAGAGUCUGAGGCUUAAAAAGAUGCAAGAAUGUAAAAAGGUACGGAAAAUGUUCGAAGGAGUCCA